UUAAGCAAAGGAUAUUAAUGGUAUCAAGAACACAAACUAACCAAUUUAGCAUUUGAUUAUGAACGCAAAUAUGUCGAUAGUAUUAAUCAACCAAUAUAAUAUAGUUGUCUAUUGUAUUAAUCAAUUGCUGAUGUCAAAGGGGCUUAGUGAAUUAUUAUGCCAUCAUUAUUCCAAAACCUGUCGUGUUGGAAAUAAAUAGCUUUAAGUAAAAAAUGAAAUCAUUUUUUUUUGUGUAUAGUCAGUACAUCUCCAAACCUGAGAUCGUUCAUUAAUCGUGUUUCUAUUGAAUCCCGUACAGGGCAUUAAAUGGAUAUUUCAGUUGUGCCUUUACACCACCAUCCAGAGUACAUUAAAGAUUGUUGCAAUUUAAUAAACCAAGAAUGGCGGCGAAGCGAAACUGCGAGGUUACAUAGUCUAAAAGCAUCUUGCGAUUCAUUGCCAGUUUCAUUAAUUCUGCUUAAAAAUAAGUGCCUUGUUGGGCAUGCUAAAUUGUCUCCUAUACCUAGUAAACCAGACGCCUGUUUUGUCGAAUCAGUAGUAAUAAACAAAGAAGAUCGAGGAAAAGGUUAUGGAAGUAUUUUAAUGAAAGAAGCUGAGGAAUAUUGCAGGUGUUUGUUAAACUUAAAUAUACUGUUUUUGUCAACAAGGGGACAGGAAGAAUUUUACAAAAAAUUAGGCUACAUGGAAUGUAUGCCAGUGUCACUAUAUAGUAACUAUGUUCCAAAAAACAUAGAAAAUAAAGAAACUAGUGUCUUUAUUGCCACUAAAGCACCACCACCACCACCACUACCAAAGAAUGAGGUUAUGGAUAAGACAACAUUGAAAACAUUUAUGCAAAAGAAUUUGAUAUAG
This is a messenger RNA of Cylas formicarius (sweet potato weevil), 852 nucleotides long. Its product is annotated as N-alpha-acetyltransferase 80. The record is from RefSeq and is a predicted model, not a curated record. The coding region runs from base 307 to 852 and encodes 181 amino acids. The transcript has a single exon. Gene Ontology annotation, molecular function: N-acetyltransferase activity; acetyl-CoA binding. Gene Ontology annotation, biological process: protein acetylation. Gene Ontology annotation, cellular component: cytoplasm. Lineage: Eukaryota; Metazoa; Arthropoda; Insecta; Coleoptera; Brentidae.